This is a messenger RNA of Kluyveromyces marxianus DMKU3-1042, 1038 nucleotides long. RefSeq names its product Smc5-Smc6 complex subunit NSE1 (gene NSE1). The record is from RefSeq and is a predicted model, not a curated record. Gene Ontology annotation, biological process: double-strand break repair via homologous recombination; DNA damage tolerance. Lineage: Eukaryota; Fungi; Ascomycota; Saccharomycetes; Saccharomycetales; Saccharomycetaceae. Gene Ontology annotation, molecular function: ubiquitin-protein transferase activity. Gene Ontology annotation, cellular component: Smc5-Smc6 complex; nucleus. The transcript has a single exon. The coding region runs from base 1 to 1038 and encodes 345 amino acids.
AUGUCUGAAUCACCGAGUAUUACGCCCAGGAUGUCUCAGGGCGCGUAUGGAACUCCAGAAGAUACGAGUAAUGGCGGUCAUAGCGCGGUCGUGUCGGUGUCUGACCUAGACGUAAGGCGAUGCCUUAUGCAAUUUAUUCUGCAAUGCAAUGGGGUAGUUUCCGAGAGCUGGCUGCUGUCGUGCUUUCUGGCACUGGAAUACGAUGCGAAAAGGCUUUCUAGAGGUGAUGUGGAGUCGCUAGAGCCGUGGAGACAGAAAUUGGGCGAACACAUUCGUGCGUUGAACGUGCAGUUGCGGCUGAUGAAUUACAAGAUAGCGAUAAUCAACCAUCCGAUGGGGAGGCGGUAUGUGGGGCGGAACUUCCAGAAUCCCGUACAAGACCUGGUGGAUACCAAUUGGACGGAAAGCGGGAAGUUAUAUGUGUAUGUGAAUCUGAAGUAUGACGGGCAACUGACGCUUGCUACGUUGUUUUCUGCCAAGGAGAUCGCGUUUGUGAAAUGGGCCAUCGAGAUGAUGUUUACCAGCGGGAGUUACGCGCAGCCGUUCGAGAGGGGAGACUAUGGCGAUGGCAAUGGCAACGGCAACGGCGACGAGGAUGCAGUGGUGAAUGAGGUGGACCAGGUGUUGCGGGAGAAAUACGGCGAUAUGGAGUAUAAAGGACUCGCUACGUUCGUGUCUUACAGGAUCGGGUCCGGAGCCCUGAUGCACACAGAACAGAUUCCGCCAUCGCGAAUCGAACAGAUACUAGCAGAGCUUUACGAGAAGAAAUGGGUGAACCGGUACCCAGACGGGAAAAUUGGGCUUGCGGUCAGGUUCAUGGUCGAGAUGAAGGAUUACCUGGUCGAGAACUUCGACAUCCCGCUCUGCAUUACGUGCAAGGAAGUGGUGCUACAAGGAGUCAUAUGUCUAAACUGCAGGGAGGAAUUUAACCACGGCUGGCAUGUGGGGUGUCUGGCCCACCACGUCCAACACGUCAACGAAAAAUGCCCCUCCUGCAACACAAGCUUGCAAGAGUCAUGCGCAUACGUCCUCGGAUAG